AUGUCGUCCAUCUUUCAGCGUCGCAAGCAGCCGGACCCGGCCUCGCUCUCGGCGUCCAACGACAAUCCGAUUGCAGAGGCAGCCAGCGCCGCCACAUCAUCAGCAUCCCAUCGCAACCCGGCGCAAUCGACAGAUGCCCAGCCAUCCACACUAAGGACCGCGACCAAGCGCCGUCGCAGCCUAGGCAACAUCCUCUCACCCACCCUCUUCCCACGCAGCCCCGACGAGGAGGAUCUCGACCCGCUCCUCACCGCAGACUAUGUCGAGUCCGAGCACAUCGAGGCUUUCCGCGAGGCUCUCGCACAGGACCUCGGCCAGCAGGAGUACCAGCCCACAUCCUCGUCACAGAUCACCGGAUCCUCCAGCUGGAACGUCUUUGGCUACGGCAAGACGCCCAAGUCGCCCUCGCCCGCAGACAACACCCCGGCACCAGCUGCCGCCGCUACCUUGGCGGAGCCCAAGUCGCCGGCCAUGGCAGAGCCGUCCGGAACGCGUGCCUCCAAUCCGCGCAAAGUAGGAAGGAUCGCCGCCGCCUCCGACUUUGCCCCCAUCAACCAAAAGAUCUCGCGCAAGUCCAAGCAAAAGAAGGGCGGCAUCGUCGACUCGGGCGUGCGCGAAGGCUUCGUGUUCCACGCGCUGCGCUGGCCCCUUCUCAUCUUUAUCUUUAUCGUCAUCAGCCUCGAGUUCCUCCUCUACGUCCUCGUUCGUCAGCUCGUCAACCUCAUCGAAUACUCAAUAGCCUGGCGAGGCCAGAAGGGCCAGCUUCGCAAACGCAUGCGUGGCGCCACCGACUACGCGCAGUGGAAGGAAGCCGCUCUCGCCCAGGACGACUUCCUCGGCUACGAAAAGUGGAAGACCGAAGACGGCAGCGGCUUCUACGACUGGAUCCUCGUCAAGAAAGUCAAGUCGUCGCUCAAGAACUUCCGCGACAAGGACGAUGCCGAGAAUCUGCUCGGCGUGCUCGACCUCUGCCUGCGCAACAACUUUGCCGGCACCGAAAACUUUCGCCUCUACUCCGAGACCUAUCUCGGCACCAAGUACCUCGUGGAGAGCUACCUCGCCGAGAUCGAGACCGCGCUCGAGUACAUCCAGCAGACCGACAAGAUCCCGCUCGACACCAAGCGCAGCUUCUACCGCGCCGUCAGCAAGAACCUCGGCCGCAGCGCUCUCUGCCUCUCGGGCGGCGCCAGCUUCGGCUACUACCACAUUGGCGUCGUGCGCGCGCUGCUCGAUGCCAAUCUGCUCCCCAAGGUCGUCACGGGCACCUCGGCGGGCGGCCUCAUCGCCGCGCUCACCUGCACGCGCACCGACGACGAGCUGCGCCGCAUGCUCGUGCCCGCGCUCGCCGACCGCAUCACCGCAUGCGAGGAGCCCUUCUCGGUGUGGGGUCGGCGCGCAUGGGCGACGGGCGCACGCUUCGACACGGUGCAGUGGGCCGAAAAGGCGAGCUUCUUCACGCGCGGCAGCAUGACGUUCAAGGAGGCGUACGAGCGCACGGGCAAGGUGCUCUGCAUCUCGGUCAUCCCCGCCGACCGACACUCGCCCGUCAAGCUGCUCAACUACAUGACGGCGCCCGACUGCGUCAUCUGGAGCGCGUUGCUCGCGUCGGCGGCGGUGCCGGGCAUCAUGAACCCGGUGUGCCUCAUGCAGAAGCGCAAGGGCACGGGAGAGAUCGUGCCGUGGAAUUGGGGCCAUCGCUUCAAGGACGGCAGUCUGCGUGUCGACAUCCCGCUGCAGGACCUGCACGCGCUCUUCAACGUCAACUACCCCAUCGUCAGCCAGGUCAACCCGCACGUGCACCUCUUCCACUUUGGCUCCAAGGGCUCGCCCGGCCGCCCGACUGCACACCGCAAGGGCAAGGGCUGGCGCGGCGGCUUCAUCCUCUCGGCCUCGGAGCGCAUCCUCAAACUCAACCUCUCGAUGAACUUUAAGAUCCUGCGCGACCUCGAUCUGCUGCCCGCCAUCCUCGGCCAGGACUGGUCGAGCGUGUUCCUGCAGCGCUUUGGCGGCGCGGUGACUAUCCUGCCCAAGACGCGCGCGUGGGACUGGGUGCGCAUCCUGUCCGAUCCGGACCGCAAGGAGCUGGCGCGCAUGAUGCGCGUCGGCCAGAGCGUCACCUUUCCCAAGCUGCACAUGAUCGAGAACCGCGUGCGCCUCGAGCGCGCGAUCGAGGAAGGGCGCAAGGCGUGCCGCCGCGCUGCACGCGCGAGCAACGGCAAGGGCGCGCGCUCGCCCGGUGCCAAGGUGCAUCCGCUGCCUACGCUCGACGGCUCGCGCACGAGCGGUGAGAGCGCACGCCGGUCGCACGAGGCGGCACGCCGCGCGAGCGGCGACGAGGCGCCGAGGAGCAUCGCCUCGCUGCCCUCCGACACGGACGGCGAGGACUUCUUUACGAGCAAGGACGUGGCUGGCCUGACCAAGGUGGCGGGCGGCAUGGCUGGGGUGCUGCUCGACUCGGCGGUGGGCACGCCCAACAGCGUCGGCGAUGCACCCUCGCCCCGGGAGGGCGCAAAGCGGCCCAAGCCGUACCCGACCUACUCGCGCUACCUCAUCGAUACGCAAGGUACGGGCUCGCGUCCGGACGGCGGGCGCGACGGGGGCGAGGAGAUCUCGGACCGUGCGGUGCGUGAAUGGCUCGAUCGAAGCCAUGGCCGAGCGGAAGGCGAUGCGGACGCGAAUGGAGAGGACGAGGCGCAGGCACAGAUGCCCUUCCUCUCGGCGGCAACCCACUCGGAAGGCGUCGCGCGCGGCACACACAGGGCGAGCUUUGGCACAGCGCCGCUGCACCACCGACUGCGCAGUCUGCACGGACAUGGCAGCUGGGACGAUCGCAGCCAGGACUUUGGCGACGACGACGAUGCGGAUGCGGCGCUGGACGAGCGUGCCAUCUACGAGAGCAGCGGCGAUGAGUCCGACUAG
Molecule: messenger RNA, 2919 nt
Organism: Moesziomyces antarcticus
Lineage: Eukaryota; Fungi; Basidiomycota; Ustilaginomycetes; Ustilaginales; Ustilaginaceae
Product: patatin-domain-containing protein
Exons: 1
Coding region: 1-2919 (972 amino acids)
Biological process (GO): lipid metabolic process
Molecular function (GO): triacylglycerol lipase activity
Source: RefSeq, a predicted model, not a curated record